Messenger RNA from Rubroshorea leprosula, 1212 nucleotides. The record is from the annotation of a GenBank genome assembly. Lineage: Eukaryota; Viridiplantae; Streptophyta; Magnoliopsida; Malvales; Dipterocarpaceae.
UGAAGUACCAGGAAUAGCAGAGCAUACAAAAGCCUCCUUAGAGUCUUAUAUAUUCCUCUCUUUCCGUACACAUAUGGGUAGGCGUCCUUGCUGCUCCAAGGAAGGGUUGAACAGAGGAGCAUGGACCUCGAUGGAAGAUAAAAUACUGACAGAAUAUAUCAGAGCCCAUGGUGAUGGACAAUGGAGAGAUCUUCCCACAAGAGCAGGCCUUAAAAGAUGUGGGAAGAGUUGCCGGUUAAGGUGGUUGAAUUAUCUUAGGCCGGAUAUUAAGAGAGGGAACAUAACUCAUGACGAAGAGGAACUCAUUAUCAGACUUCACAGGCUCCUGGGAAACAGGUGGUCUUUAAUUGCAGGGAGGCUUCCAGGGCGAACAGAUAAUGAAAUCAAGAACUACUGGAACACCAAAAUCAGCAGAAAGAUGCAGUUGGCUGCCAUCAAUAUCCGUGGCCAAAACCACCGCUCAACAACUUGUAAGUCAUUAAACCAAUCCCAAAAGCAGCCUAAUCCCACAGUAAAACCAUCAUCAUUGGAUUUUUCUAAAAAUUCAACUGUCAUCCAUACAAAGGCCGGAAGGUGCACUAAGGUUGUCAUUACUAACCCACAAAGGUCUGAACCUCAUAACACCGAUCAUCAUCAUCAGAUUAAUUCAUCAGAAUUUGUUUCGAAGGAGAAUGAACGGUUGGAUUUAAUCAUGGAUGAUCUUGAGGUCAAUGAAAGCUUCUUAUUAUCAGAUUUGCUUGACAUCGAAUUUGGAAUAGUACCACAGCAGCUAAAUAACGGGGCAGCGGGGCAUAGGGACGCUAGUACGCCAGGUUCCAACAGUCAUUCCUUCUUGUUUCCCGACGACAUGAUGCACGAGUCCUCGGAUUUCUCAUCCAUGGCUUUUUUAGUUGAGGGUGAAUCGAAUUGGCUUCAAAAUUGAUCAAUGAUCGAUGGAUGCGUAUCUUUCUCUUGUGGGUUGGUUUUCGUUUAGGUGCUGCCUCUGUGCUGUAGAAUUGUACUGCUUAGUUUCGUGGGCGGAGAUUGUUUGGGCAGUAACUUCUCCUGUCCCUUGUGUUUGUCGCGGUGGAUGUGGUUGAUUAGGACUGUUGCAGUUUUUCUCUGUUCUCAUAUCCUGUAUUGUUAGUUUGUGGUGAGGCCUUCUUACGGAGGCGGUUUGUAUGCACAUGGGUUGUUAGAUGUACCCUCAAGUAAUACAUUCAAUUUUUUGUU